GUGAUUUGGCAUCUAAAUUUCCGGGUUCGUCUCACCCGUGCAAAUGUGUGUUCAGAUUGCAGAUCUAGGUGAAUCCAGGAGCUUCAAGGAAAAACUGACAAGAGCUCUGAGAUCCUUUUAGCCAAAGGCUCUAAAGCGCAGCUUUUCCAGGAGAAGAGGAUGAUGGCUUCCAAAAGCGUGUGGCUGUUCCUACUGUUAAGCUGUACAGUCAGCACUGACGUCAUGGGUGACAUCAUCAUGAGGCCCAGCUGUGCUACUGGAUGGUUUUACUACAGGUCCCACUGCUAUGGAUACUUCCGGAAGCUGAGGAGCUGGUCUGAUGCUGAGCUCGAGUGUCAGUCCUUCGGAAACGGAGCCCACCUGGCGUCCAUCUUGAAUUUAAAGGAAGCCAACGUCAUAGCAGAGUACAUCAGUGGCUACCAAAAAAACCUGCCCGUGUGGAUUGGCCUGCACGACCCACAGAAGAGGCAGCAGUGGCGGUGGAUCGAUGGGGCCGUGUAUUUAUACAGAACCUGGUCUGCCAAGUCCGUGGGUGGGAACAAGCACUGUGCUGAGAUGAGCUCCGACAACAAUUUUUUAACUUGGAACAGCAACGAAUGUAACAAGCACCAACACUUCCUGUGCAAGUACCGGCCAUAGGGCCAGAACAAACAUUCUGCCAUCCCCGGCCACCAGCCUCUUUCCUCUUCCUGUUCUGCUGUGCCGGCGCCAUCUGAUCACUGUCUCAGAAAGUAAACAGGGAGGUGACUGGUGAGCUCAGUGGUGCUGAUAACACCAAGGUUGCCGGUUUGAUCCCUGCAUGGGCCC
This is a messenger RNA of Hipposideros armiger (great roundleaf bat), 807 nucleotides long. RefSeq names its product regenerating family member 4 (gene REG4). The record is from RefSeq and is a predicted model, not a curated record. Lineage: Eukaryota; Metazoa; Chordata; Mammalia; Chiroptera; Hipposideridae. Bases 160 to 639 code for a protein of 159 amino acids. The transcript has 5 exons.